Molecule: messenger RNA, 603 nt
Organism: Malassezia pachydermatis
Lineage: Eukaryota; Fungi; Basidiomycota; Malasseziomycetes; Malasseziales; Malasseziaceae
Exons: 5
Coding region: 1-603 (200 amino acids)
Source: RefSeq, a predicted model, not a curated record
AUGCUGUUGGAGGGCUUGGUCGGUGUCGUGGCAGCCCCGCAUGGCAGGUACAUUGCGCUGAGCACGUAUGAGCGUGAUGAAUGGCGCAUCUAUGUAUCGUUUGACGACAUAUCUAGGCGUAGGCCGCGGUGGUGGGGUCGCGCCCUUACGAAGAAAGAUCUAGAGUCUCUCGAAGCCGCCGACCCUGCGUGGCAGGCCCAUAUUCGUGAUGCAUGGCAUGGCCGAAGUCUUCAAGUAGAGAUGCUGGACUACGAUACACCUGAUGAUGACGGCACAGAGGUAGUAGUCGCUGACGCAUGCCGGCUCCUUGUCACGCUCGAGUCUGGCCGCGUCGGUUGGGAGUUGCCUGCUUGCACGGAGGCCGAGGCAGCGUCCAUCAGCACGCGUAUGAUUGCCCAUCUUUCCCUGCAGCUUACCUCGUUGGAAGAUCGGGCCGCCGCCCAGCAACACACCUUUGAUCACGCUCUGCAGGAGAUGCAGCAUCGUCUCGAUACCGAGCGUGCCAAGUACCGCGACCUGCUCAAAGCAGAUCGGCAUGUGCGUGUGAAAUAUUCCGCUACAUCGUUGGUCCAUCCGGGCCGGAUCCGGUAUGUUUGCGCAUGA